AUUAAAACAUUAGUGUUUAUAUUACAAUGUACUUCAUAAAAUGUUAUAUUUCAGUAUAACAGAACAUCACUGCUCAUUGUGUGGUAUGAACGAGUAGAUUUUAACGGGAGUCGAGCUGUUGUGUAAACCCAAAUAAGCAAUGCACUUCCGAACAACAGGACAGUAUGGCCACCACUGUUACUGUCAGUCCCAGCGAAUACCUUCAGCCCUCCACCGCUUCCACACAAGACACCCAGCCAUCUCCGCUGGCCCUCCUGGCUGCCACCUGUAGUAAGAUCGGCCCUCCUGCUGCUCAGGCUCCUGCCACCUCUCCUCCAGCACAGCCGCAGCCCCGCAGACUCCUUCCCAUAAAGCCGGCUCCAAUCGCCCCUGCUCCACCCAAAAACCUGGGUUUUCUGUCAGCCAAGGGCAAUGUGAUCCAGCUCCCUGCUGGCCUGGGCUCCACGGCUCCUGUCAACCCCAUCGUCCUCACUAUCCAGCAGAGCCCAGCGUGCACCAAUACCCCAGCCCCUGCCAACAUCCAGUACCAGGUGGUGCCGCAGAUUCAGGGUGCCCAGACUAUCCAGGUGAUGCCACAGGGAGGUCAGAUCCAGCUCAUACCAGGCACCAAUCAGGCAUUCAUCACCACUCCCAUGACUGUGCCAGCUCCAGCAGCUGCCACCACUCCGGUCACACCACAGAAGACUGUUGCCAUCAAGCCCUCCCCUAAGUUGCGGAAGCCAAACAGCACUGCUGCAAACAUGGUGCAGCUGCCCAGCGGGCUCACAUUGCCGCUCAACGUGGCGACCGGAGAGGUGGGCGGCACUCAAAUCGUCACUGAGACGGCAGCUGCUCCUUCCACUCCUGGAAAAGGACGGCGAGGGAGGAAGAAGAAAGUGGUUGUGGCUGCUCAGCCUCCACCUGCUCCUCCUCCUGCACAGGCUGCUUCCCCACCCCCAGAACAGAUGGAGACCAUCCUGAUAGAAGCUGGUGACAACAUCAUACAGGCUGGUAACAAUCUACUGAUCGUGCAGAGUCCUGGGCAGCCAGCUGUGGUGCAGCAGGUCCAGCUGGUCCAGUCCAAACUAGAUUCUCAGGUGGUUCAGAUCCCUCAGCAGGCCUUGAAGGUGGUACAGGCUGCCUCUGCCACGCUGCCACCCGUCCCACAGAGACCGCCGGUCCCCUCGAGCCUGCAAGUCACCCCGACAGAGCCUACACCCACACAGAUCCUCUUCAAAACGGCAUCGGGCGAGUGGCAAUCGGUUCUGCUUCAGGACUCUCCCUCCACGACAACAACCCCUGCCACUUCGGUCGCCACCGUUACCACUUCGCCACCUGCCAGCACCAAGAAGAUGCCGGCUGGGGCGCGGAAGGAGAGGACUCUGGCAAAAAUUGCCCCGGCAGGGGGGAUGAUAGCGUUAAAUACGUCGCAGCUGUCCUCGACAGCUCAGGCUGUGCAGACGAUCAGCAUCAAUGGGGUCCAAGUUCAGGGAGUUCCUGUCACCAUCACCAAUGCGGGAGGCCAGCAGCACCUGACGGUGCAGACGAUGCAGGGUGGCGGGCUCCAGCUGGCAGCAACACCAAGCCAGCCGGCCAUCCAUCUAGACCAGACCCUCACUCUGGAGCUGCCUGGCCAACCAGGAGAGAAGAAGCGACGCAUGGCCUGCACCUGUCCCAACUGUAAGGAUGCAGACAAGAGGCCUGGGGAGGUGGGGAAGAGGAAGCACAUCUGCCACAUCCCCGGCUGCGAGAAGACGUUCAGGAAGACAUCACUGCUCAGAGCUCACGUCCGGCUGCACACCGGGGAGAGGCCCUUCGUCUGCAACUGGGUUUUUUGUGGCAAACGUUUCACACGCAGCGACGAGUUGCAGCGGCACGCCAGGACACACACGGGAGACAAGCGCUUUGAGUGCAGCCAGUGUCAGAAACGCUUCAUGAGGAGCGACCACCUGACGAAGCAUUACAAGACUCACAUAAACACCAAGAACCUGUGAGCAGACUGUAUACGCAGACAAACUCUCAGAAACUGGGUUGGAGGAAGGAGGUGUAGAGGGGACGUUUCCAAGGGAGUGUCUCUGGCUUAUCCCAUAAUGGGAAAUACUCCAAAACAAAAAGACCCUAUCUCACCUCUCAGUCCUCUAGGACACUGUGUAGCGUGGUGUACAAAGUAAUCCUUCCUGGUGGACUUCAGACUGAUCCAGAAAAUGUAAUAAUUAUAGUUUAUCUUGUUUGUUUCCUCUGUUCUGACCAAAGGCCAGAACCAGUGCCGGCUGAACGUGUAAGAAGACGAGAUGGCGAGGCUUCACACAUAAAAUGCUUAACUCAGCUUGCUUAUUUAUGAACGUCUCUGGAGGAAAAACAAAGAAAUAUUCAGACACCAACACCCAAGACCACUUGCUUUUUGCUUUUCUGCUUUUUUUUUUAAGUUUGUUUGGUGUGGGAGCUCCCAGAAAAUGGCUGUCAAGCACCAAAAAAUGAAAGACUUCCACAUCUUUAUUUCUAAAUUUACCAGAAAUUUGUUUUACUUGAGUGGGAUGGAAAUUUUGCUUGGAGCUAUCUGUGUUUCACUGGAGUUUCUACUGAUUUACCCAAAACGUACCAUUAGGUUCCACUGCAUAAAUCUCCCCUUGCUUUGGAAUUAAGACUUUUAAAACUUUUUAGAAGUUUACAUCAGCCAUUUUAAAGUGUGUAUAUACAUGUUAUUAUACAUAAUAUUAAUAAUGAUAAUAAACAUUUUAUAAAUUUUUCCUUACAGUUGUUACAAAUUGAUUUACAAAGUAGGCAUGAAGGGAAACGUGACACAAUGGACUAAUUGAGACUUAAAGUUAAAAACGGGAACAUUUUACAGCAGACAUAUAAAGAGGAUGUUAAAAGCAUUUACAUUUAAAACAUUUUAACAUGUACAAGUUUGCUUUGAAGCACUGAUUGGAGAUAGAGUCACUUAGCUGCCACCUCCUCACAACACAUCCGCAGCACAUCAGUCUUAGCUUGGAAGGGGUUCAGUAUGAGGUUCAGGGCCAGAUGUGCCUUAUAAACUAUCAAAAAUUUUAUGAUCAGUGUCCAAAAAAAAAAAAA
Messenger RNA from Monopterus albus (swamp eel), 3054 nucleotides. It is a transcript of the gene sp2, whose product is annotated as sp2 transcription factor. Gene Ontology annotation, molecular function: DNA-binding transcription factor activity, RNA polymerase II-specific; RNA polymerase II cis-regulatory region sequence-specific DNA binding. NCBI's taxonomy places the organism in Eukaryota, Metazoa, Chordata, Actinopteri, Synbranchiformes, Synbranchidae. The transcript is spliced from 8 exons. The record is from RefSeq and is a predicted model, not a curated record. Gene Ontology annotation, biological process: regulation of transcription by RNA polymerase II. The coding region runs from base 165 to 1973 and encodes 602 amino acids.